AGCCCGUGGCGCCUCCGUAGCACGCGCGGUGUCAUAGGGAGCCGGGGCGCCCUUGAGAGUGAGACCAGCUCUAUGGUCGCCGGGGAGAUGCGGUCGGUCAGUUAUGUGCAGCGGGUGGCGCUCGAGUUCAGCGGGAGCCUCUUCCCCCAGGCCAUCUGCCUGGGAGACGCCGACAACGAUACGCUGAACGAGUUAGUGGUGGGGGACACCAAUGGGAAACUCUGCGUGUACAAGAAUGACGAUAGCAAGCCCUGGACUGUGCGCUCCUGCCAAGGAAUGCUCACCUGCGUUGGUGUUGGGGACGUGUGCAACAGAGGAAAGGUGAGGGAGCCACCAACAGGCCUCAUGAGGUCUCCCCUCUCCUCUCAGAAUCUGGUUGUUGCCGUGAGUGCCGAGGGCUGGUUUCAUCUCUUUGAUCUGACUCCUCCACCCUCAAAGCAUCCAGAUGCCUCUGGCCACCACGAACCCCCACUGGCAGAUGAGCAGAAGCUGGUGUUCAAGCAGCACAUUCCCGCCAACACUAAAGUCAUGCUGAUCAACGACAUUGAUGGAGAUGGGAAGUUCGAGCUGGUGGUGGGUUACACGGACCGUGUGGUACGAGCCUUCCGCUGGGAGGACCUGUCUGAGAGCUCCGACCACAUCUCUGGCCAGCUGGUGCUGCUGAAGAAGUGGCUGCUGGAGGGGCAGGUGGACAGCCUCUCUGUGAACCCGGGCCCUGAUGGUGUCCCUGAGAUGAUGGUGUCCCAGCCGGGCUGUGGCUAUGCUAUCCUGCUCUGCACCUGGAAGCUGGACCAGCAGCCCCUGCCAGAGGGAGGAGACAGCUCUGCAACCAGCAGGGAAGCCCCCGUUCGGGACGUUAUCCUUCACCAGACAUCUGGCAGGAUUCAUAACAAGAACGUUUCCACUCAUCUAAUUGGCAGCAUUGGUCGAGGCUGCACUAAAGUAGAUGCUGGCUCGGGUCUCUUUGCCCUCUGCACUCUGGACGGAACAUUGAAGCUCAUGGAGGGGGCGGAUAAGCUGCUAUGGUCCGUGCAGGUUGAUCACCAGCUCUUUGCUCUGGAAAAACUGGAUGUUACUGGCAAUGGGCAUGAAGAGGUGAUUGCCUGCGCCUGGGAUGGCCAGACAUACAUCAUCGACCACAAUCGGACUGUGGCCAGAUUUCAAGUGGAUGAGAACGUCAGCGCAUUCUGUGCUGGCCUCUAUGCAUGCAAAGGAGGCCACAACAGCCCCUGCCUGGUUUACGUCAGUUUCAACCAGAAGAUCUACAUCUACUGGGAUGUGCAGCUGGAGAGAAUGGAAUCCACCAACCUACUGAAGAUACUGGAGACCAAUCCAGAAUACAGGGACCUUCUGCAGCAGCUGGGCGUGGAUGGAGAUGAUGUCUCGGCUGUCAAAGAUCUGAUUCACAAGACCCUGUACUUCCCAGAAAAGCAGCCACAGAACAGUCCUUGCCAGCAUCGGGGCCCUGCUGGAGCAGACUCCUCAUGUCACCCCACCGUUGCCCAAGACUCGUGCCUCCUCUCACAGGAGCAGCAGGUUUCUCCUGGGUGUGAUCUCACACACAGAGCUGACUUGUUUCCCAUGGUACUAAGAACAGGGAGGUGUGUGGCUGAUGCCUGAAGAAAAUUAGGCAGCUCCAGCAACAGCGCUGGCAAAAGGAACCCAAACUGCUCUUAGUAGGAAUGCAAUCAGGAGAAAGCUGAACCCUCAUUCUGGUCACUCACAUAAAGACUGUGGGCCAAGCUCAUCCCUGGGAUGACUAUUUAUACAGUAUUUAUACAGAUUAUUUCUACAGAGCAGUCAAGGACUGGACAAUAAAUUGAAUCCAUUCUAAACAUUGUUCUGUGAUGAGGACUAGCCUUGCAACCAGCAGUGCCACUGUGCCUCCCAACCUUGCACAUCUGUAGCAGCUGCAGUAGUGCUACUCUGCCUUCUACCACUGGACACCCGGAACAGCUAGAAAGAGCACCAUUUUGCUUUCCAGCCCUGCACAUUUGUAAUAGUUAGGAGGAGCAGGCACUCGACUUUCUGCCACUGCAAAGCUUGGGGGCAUGCCACUCCAGGUCCAGCAUUGCACAGGGGAGAAAGGUGGCACUGCACCUUCUGCAGGUCUGCUCUGCUCUCUCCAGCCCUUGAACAUCUCUGACUACUUUGCCCCCUUCAGUCCAGCGCCACUCUCAACUCAUUAAGAUGAGACCAGCAGGCAAACCUGCUGCUCUGCAUCCGUUAUCAUCUCUCAUCCAUGUGAUGUUUUAUUUAACACGCAUAAUGGAUUGAGCUUUCCUCCCACGCUCCACCACAGAGAGAUUUGGAUCUGACUCCAAAUAUAAUGAAUUCAAUGAUCGCCCCUUAGCAAAUGAUAACAUGUAAGGAUCCCACAAGCUGUUGGGCUCCUGCUGCGCCAUGUUUUGAAAAACACCCUUGAGCACCUCAGUAGGGAAACUGAAUUCCCCGCUCACUUCAGGAGAGUGGAAGUGCCUGCCUGCCAGGGGUGGAGGCCUAAGGUUGGAACAGAGAUUUGGGUGGGGACGCGGUGUGGAGCAUCUGAUUAUUAGACAAUAAACCUUGGCUCCUAUGAGUAUUUUCUGUGCAUAGAUCUCAAAGUGUUUUAGAAAGGAAGGUUCUCCCCAUUUCUCCGAUAUAGAAAUUGAGGCACAGAGAGGUAAAGUCCCCUGCCCCAGGCCACACCAAGGAGUCGGUGACAGAGCUGGGAACAGAAGUAAGUUUUCCAAAUUCUCAAAUCCUGUGCCUUCUCUACCACACUCUCCUACAUGGCUGCAGAGAAAGGUGGUUUUCUCUCCCCCAUGUAACCAGUACAGGGGACGGCAUUAUGGGCAUAAUUUUCAAAAGUGCUUAAGGCCCAGAAAUCAGUGGGGGUUAUGUCCCUGAAUACCUUGUAAGGGUCUGGGCCUAAGUGACUUAAGAACUCAAGUCCCAUUGAUUUUUUUUUUUUUUAAAACAUUGCGGUCUGUGGAAAGGGAAGGUUUGGGGUUUUGAGGCACUCUCCUGCACAAACUGAAACCAGGGCUGUAGGACUUAGAUCAGUUGAUUCUUCCCAAGAGAUGAUUCUAUGGGAAGCAUCUGGUAAGGGAAUGAAGCUAUGGGGAUUGUUAACCAAGGGCUUGUCUUCACUAGAGCAUGCCCUAGAACACAGUACUGAGCCAGACUUUGCAGGUGCUGUAAACAGGGCCCGGCCAUGCUUCACACUGUGCCAGCUGAUGAUGCCGUAGUGGUAACCACUCCUCAGGGCUGUGUGUUUAACUUUCUCUCAGUUUCUAAUGGAUACGAGUCCCAACAAGGUUAUAAAACAUGCCAUAGUUUAGCACCCUCAUGCUACCUCUAGGUUCCAAGCCAGUUAUGGUCUCCAGGCCCAGCACAGUUGGGCCUUGCAGAAGGCUCAGUGAUCUUUGUUUCAAACACAGCCAAAACUCAGCACUCCCAGCCUGGCUUCUGAGGCUGGGCAUUGAACAGUAGUACAAUUCCAUCUCCGUAAAAGUGGUGGAGAAAGCUCCUGCUACAGAUGUUGAUCUGAUCUAGGGUUGACAACUUUCUAAUUACACAAAUCCAAACACCUUUGCCCUGAACUUACCCUGCCCCUACGAGCCCCUGCCCUGCUCACUCCAUUCCCCCCUCCCUCCAUUACUCACUCUCCCCCAUCCACACUCACUUUCACUGGGCUGGGGCUGAGGGGUUUGGCAUGUGGGAGGGGGCUCUGGACUGAGUCUGGGGUAGGGGUUUGGAAUGCAUCACAGUGUCUAGGGACUGCCCUGCUCUUGUGCACAUGGCUGUAACACUUCUUUUGUUUGGGUGCUUUCUCUCACACACCAACAGAGCAGUCAAGAAAAGACUGUUCUACACAGCUAUAGCCCUGUUUCUGCAUGGCUGCAGCUUGGUGCUUCUUAUCAAGCUCUGGUUCCUGUGUGUCCCACUUUAGUUGGCAGGAGUUGCUAGCAGUAACAUGUCCCAGCUCUGAUUACAUCUCGUGCUCCCAAUGGACCCCGGGCACCAAAGGGUUCCCACAGCCUGCUACCAGGAAAACUCCAUCUGCCAGGUCCUGGGUCAGGCUGGCAGAGCUUCCAACGACUGAGCCCAGGCUGUGGCAGGGUGAUCAGUGGGCUCUUGUAAAGCACUCCCAGCAGCCUGACUGCAGAGCAACUGUUUGCAGAGCCGGGUCAAUAACAACAGAGAAUGACUUGGUUCUGGCUGCCCACUUGAAGCAGAAAUCUUUAUUAACAACACAGGAGACAAGGGAGCACAAAUGACUGCAUUGAUACCAUGGAUGCAGCAUGUUCAUACAAAACAAGACACUGCCACACAGGUCAAACUGUUGCCAAGGAAGAGAGCCAAGUGUAGCUGCUGUGGGACAGGAAACUUAGUAAGGCAGAGAGGGGCUCAUGCGGAGAUAUGACCCUUUGAUGGGGACCUGCUUCCAACCAGACUGGGCAGCAUGUACCCAAAUGAAAUCUGAACAAGGACAAGUGCGAGCCACUCAGCAUGAUGCUCUGACCUGUAACCCCCUCUCUCACUGAUGAGCUUGGUAGAGAGGUCACAAAAGUACAAGCACUUGAGGACCUGCUGCUGAGGAGGUCCAAUUGCCCUUUAAUACUUCUAGAUGCUUCCCAGGUGAACACCAUCGAGGCUGCAAGUUUGUGCAUACUGCUGAGAGUUCCAUAGCUCCUUGAGCAACGGGGGGUUAAACAUCACUCCCUGUGGUACACGUGCAUAACCAAACGUCUGGCAUUUAGACAUCCUGUAGCCUUCUGAGUGAUGGCUGGGAUCUGUGGCUGGCUUGAUUUCCCAGCACUUUCAGAGCCCUGCGGGGCACAACCCAUGACCAUGAUCAGCAGCAUUUAGUCUGGGUGCAUGAAAGCACCUGCUAGGAACAGAUUUUGGCUCCCAUUCAGAAUGAUACAUUUCUGUGUGUAAGAACCGCAUCUGCAGUGACACUGACUUGGCUACUUCAGGGCAUGAUCACUAAUGAAGGUCAGAAAAGAAGCUCCCCCAGUGGUAUAAUAGUGCACAGUUGUGUGCAUUGGGGGACAUCGUGCCUUAUGCUGAAGCAUUAUUUAUGGCCCAGUGUUGGAGGCAGGAGACCACACUAGAUGGCCAAUGUUCUGGCCAGGUAAUCAUAGAGUUUAAAGCCAGAAGGGACCACUAGAUCAUCUAGUCAAUAGGUGCACUGUGGGCCAAGUCCAGACUGCAAGGUGCUUUUGAACAGACCCCAAAAUCUUUUUAUUAUUUUCUCUGGAGUCUGACUAUGCCUUAACCAAGAAAUUUAGACCUAGACAAAGAAUAAUUGAUUACCCCUCAAGUCUAGUCUGACCUGCUCACAGGCCACCAGCACCACCUAGCACCCGCACAUUAAACCCAUCAACUGAAAUUAGACCAAAAUAUUACAGCCCACAGGAGACUAGACUAUAAUGUGCCACAGGCAGAGAAAAGAAGGGACCAAGUGCACUAGUGCCCAAGCCCCCUGCAAUGGCAGGGAAAUGAGUAAGUGAGAUAUACCCAGAUAAUCCUGGCAAGCGACCUGC
Gopherus evgoodei (Goodes thornscrub tortoise) is the source of this 5534-nucleotide messenger RNA. RefSeq names its product integrin alpha FG-GAP repeat containing 2 (gene ITFG2). The transcript is spliced from 13 exons. Gene Ontology annotation, molecular function: protein binding. Gene Ontology annotation, biological process: regulation of TOR signaling. The record is from RefSeq and is a predicted model, not a curated record. NCBI's taxonomy places the organism in Eukaryota, Metazoa, Chordata, Testudines, Testudinidae. Gene Ontology annotation, cellular component: KICSTOR complex. The coding region runs from base 73 to 1620 and encodes 515 amino acids.